UGUUUAUAUGGAAGAGAAGGAUGUUAGGAACUCUUUGCUUGUAAGUGUUAAGGUGAUGUGGAAUUUACAUGGCAAACCUGGGCAUCCAAUACCCUGGAGGCACUAUAGACCAUCACUUCCAGCUGCUGCUUCUGAACAGAAAUAAAAAUCUACAAAGACAUCCCAAGAUGGAAAAGCUGCACUUCAAAUCCACUGUCCAGUUCUGGACCCUUCACUAAAUGAGGACACUGAGGUGCUGCAGCAUGUCCAGACAAGGGCAAGUUGGGGAAGGAUCUGAAGCACCAAGUCUUAUGAGAAGCAGCUGAGGGAGCCGGGUUUGUUUAACCUGGAGAAAAGGAGGCUCAGGGGGAACCUUAUCCCUCUCUACAACUACCUAAAAGCCAGGCUCAUAAAAUGCUGGGAGCUACUACAGGACUUCUUAUUGUCAUCUACUUCUCUUUGUGACCCCCAUACACUUCCAAGGAAAUCACUGGAAUUUCAUGACAUGUGGCAGACAUAUCUUGCUACGUAGCCUAUUACCACGAGUUCAGGGAAGAUGAAGAAUACUUGAAAAAUUAUUUGAAAGGAAGCACUGCUAUCAGUGCUACAUGGUGUGAAGACCCACAAAUGACUAACAGAGCACUCCAGAUAUUCUUGGAUAUUCUGGCAGGGUUCAUUGGUCAGCAACUCACCCAGCAAAUUCUAAUCUUCCGUCAACAGCCCCAUCAGUAAUUGCAGGAAUGCAUGGAUCACACACAGGGAAACUAUCUCCUCAGCAGACCUGGGCAAUGGAUUCAAAGUGCUUGCUCUGCAUCUCUCAGGAUAACUCAAGGAAAAUGGAAACAGAUGAGGCUCAAGAUAUGUCCCAAGUUUCAGGAAAGGAAAGUCCUCCAACUAGUGAUGUCCCUGAUGAUCCAGAUGAACCUAUGCCUAUACCAGAAGACCUUUCAACUAGUACUGGAGGUCAGCAGAGUUCUAAGAAUGACAGAAUCUUGGCUGCCUAUUUCUCUGUCCUUCGAAAGCCACCCUCUACGUCCAGUUUCCCAGGAGCUGCAUACGGGGCGGAAGGCUUUAGGGACUUUCAUGCAAUAAUUCCCAAAUCUUUUUCCACUGGUAAUAUUAAAAUAGAGACUCAGAGUGAUGAAGAGAAUGGGCGUGCCUGUGAAAUGAAUGGGGAAGAAUGUGCGGAGGAUUUACGAAUGCUUGAUGCCGCAGGAGAGAAAAUGAAUGGCUCACACAAUGGCCCAGGCAGCAAGGCUUUGUCAGGAGUUGGAGGCAUUCGACUUCCUAACGGAAAGCUAAAAUGUGAUAUCUGUGGGAUAAUUUGCAUCGGUCCCAAUGUGCUCAUGGUUCACAAACGAAGCCACACUGGAGAACGCCCUUUCCAGUGCAAUCAGUGUGGAGCCUCCUUCACCCAGAAGGGCAACCUCCUGCGCCACAUAAAGCUGCACUCAGGUGAAAAGCCCUUCAAGUGUCACCUGUGCAACUACGCUUGCCGCCGCAGGGAUGCCCUCACGGGACACCUGAGGACUCACUCAGUUGGCAAACCCCAUAAGUGUGGAUACUGUGGUCGCAGUUACAAGCAGCGCAGCUCUUUGGAAGAACAUAAAGAACGCUGCCAUAACUACCUUCAAACUAUGAAUCUCUCAAGCAGCAUCUAUCCAGUCAUAAAAGACGAAAGUAACCAGAGUGAAAUGGCUGAAGACCUGUGCAAGAUAGGGUCAGAAAGAGCCCUCGUGCUGGAUAGACUAGCAAGUAACGUCGCCAAACGUAAGAGCUCUAUGCCUCAGAAAUUUGUUGGUGACAAAUGCUUGCCCGAUCUUCCAUACGAUGCCAGCAUCAACUACGAGAAGGAGAACGAGCUGAUGCAGACGCACGUGAUCGACCAGGCCAUCAACAACGCCAUCAGUUACCUGGGGGCAGAGUCCCUGCGCCCCCUCGUCCAGACACCGCCGGGCGGCUCUGAGGGAGUGCCCGUCAUCAGCCCCAUGUACCAGCUCCACAAACCUCUUGGGGACAAUCAGAUUCGCUCCAACCUCCCUCAGGACAGCGCAGUUGAAAACUUGUUGCUGCUUUCCAAAGCCAAGUCUGUCUCCUCGGAACGAGAUGUCUCUCCCAGCAACAGCUGCCAAGACUCAACAGAUACAGAGAGCAAUAAUGAGGAGCGCAGUGGUUUAAUCUACCUGACAAACCACAUAGGUGCCCAUGCAAGAAAUGGCAUCUCUAUAAAAGAAGAAAACAGGCAAUACGAUGUCUUGAGAGCAGGCACUGACAAUUCCCAGGAUGCUUUUAAAGUGAUCAGCAGCAAUGGGGAGCAAGUAAGGGUUUACAAGUGUGAACACUGUCGAGUCCUUUUCUUGGAUCACGUGAUGUAUACAAUCCAUAUGGGCUGCCAUGGGUUCCGUGAUCCUUUUGAAUGCAACAUGUGUGGCUACCACAGCCAGGACAGAUAUGAAUUCUCUUCCCACAUAACUCGAGGGGAGCACCGUUUCCACAUGGGCUAAAACACUGGCACAGAUCAAGCCUCAACAGCUGCGUUACUGGAGCUGCACGAGCCAUGACAGCAACAAAGCAAAAGUCAGCUGGACAGUAAAAGUCACAAGAGAAUCAUAAGUUCAGCAAUGUUCUCCCACAAGAACAGAGAUUUCAUUUUGGUAGCAUGCAUUGCAACUCAGUUUUCUAAAAUGAGUUUUUACUGAAAAUGUUUGAUCACCAAAAACCUUUAGUAAUGUAUGUAGUUUUUGUAGUCACAUAGCUGAGAGCCCUUCCCUGAACUGAUGCUUCUUGCAAGCCCCCUUGCCAGAACUCUUAACCACGUGCAGAGUGCUCCACACAAUGAGGACACAACAGGCAGCAGCAGCCAGGCUUUCUCUCUUAGCACCCUGGGCGCAGGGCUCUUCUACCAGAAGUGUGAUUUUUUUUGAUUUCCAGUAUUAUUUGACUACUUUAAGAAGAUUGAACUCAGCUAAAGAUGGAUGGACCCAUUUCAGAUGACUUCACCAACCGCUGGGGUUGGAUGGGACCCCCUCAGCCAGAAGGUUCUGAGCUGCUUUGGUGGUAAGAAGAACAUUUCCACCUGCAAGGGUGCUACUGGUAUUGAUAGCACAACAUGCCAUGUUUGUGUCACUAGGCAGGCAAGCAGGAAUGCAAAAGAUAGAAGAAACACCCUUGUAAUAUACUCUGUGAAGUAUGAAUUGCAUUUAAUGUAUAGAAAAAGGGUAUUGUUGGCUCUUCUUUGAAUAAAUAUUUUCUCUUCCUAUCUAAUAAACCCCCACUUUUUGUUAAGCAACCCCUCCUUACUCUUCAUAUAAAAGUUACAAUGUAUUUAAUUUUUUUUCUCUUUAAAGUUUUAGUUAUUUAGAAGGGUAUGAUGUACAGUUGAGAAAGUAGAUAGGUAUUUGUGUGGGGAGUCUCCUUAAGCACAUUUUUCAUCUUUUUAAACUGUCUGGAAAAUGUCCAAAUGUCCCUCUCUUAGAUACAAAAAAAAUCCUAUUUUGCUGGCACAGAAGAUGUCCUCUUGUAAAUGUUGUGGCUCUACUCAUAAGUGUUGCACUUGAUUAUUUUUAAAGCACUGAGAUUAAUUAAACCAGCCAGUCAAAAUUUGCAGCCCUCUUCUUUUUUCCUGGCAAUUGCCAUAUAGUGAGGGACCGAGACCCACAAAGUUGUGGUGACCGUUUACUUUCUAUCCAACCAGUCAUUUCACUAAGUGCUUUGAGUUACUUUUACUUCAGUGGAACUAAUCUUAAGAUACAAAAAGUAUUGGGUUUUGCAAAAUGGAGGCGAGAGGCUGCAGCAUUUUGUAGAAUGCAGAGAAGUCCACCAAAAUCUUUCUCCAUGAUGAGUUCUGCUGCAGGUACUAUAGCUUCAGUUAGAAUCAAAACUUCUAUGACAAAUAGAUUUUAACUCUAUACACAUCUGAUAAAAAAACUUUUUUUAAAAGCUUCUACUUAACUUCCUCUUCCAAAUAGUUCAUUUCUCUCCCUGAGCACCCCCAUGCAUUAAGACUGGACAAAAGUAAUUUUUUUGCAGCUGCAUAAAAAUCUGUCACUGAUGCUGCAAUAUUUUCUGGGAAACAUUCAUAAAAAACCCAUCUUAUUAACUUAAUGUUGAAAAUACUUCCACCCUGCAUAAGGAAUGAAUAUUUUACAGUAAACACCAUUAAAUACCCAACAAGACUAGCAGUCUUGUCAUACAUUUACAGAUUUUCCAUUCGCAAGUGCAUGCAAGCACAUGUAUUUACUAUAAAACAGAUUUGAUGGGACCAUGAACUGCUUGUACCUGGGCCAGUGUGGCCUGAUACUACAUUUGCAGCUACAUUUGAUAAACAUUUCCUAUAUACACAUACCAUUACAGGCAUGCCGAGUUCCUUCUGCUUUCACUUUGGCAGGUGUAGGUCAGCAGCAACAACAGUGGAGCUGAGGAAGGACAUUGAUAAAAAUAUGAAUCACAAAUGUGUGCUUACACAAGCUCCAGCUUUGGCUGUUCAUGCAGCUGUGAGGCCCUUGCUUCACUGGACACGUGGGCACGGUGGUGUUUUUACACUGAACCUGCAGGAGAGCCUGACAAUGUGGUGGCUUUGUCACCAGAGUGAAUGCUGUGCAGGAAUGCCCACAGACCAGUGCAUCCUCAGCAGGGAAAACACAUUACUAGUACGUGUUAUCCCCCAAAAUGAGCAGUGUGAACUACAGACCCAAAGGUGGUCGUCUCUAUUCCCACGUUAGAACUCAGUUGCCUUGAGGGAUUUUGUUGAUGCCCUCUACUGUAUCAUAACCCAGCUGGGAGGUUGUUGCUUGUUGCCUUCCAGCCCAAGAGGCUGCACGAGGGGUGAGCACAAGGAAUCCCUGGCCAAGACCCAGCCAUGGUCUUGUCAUCAAUGCCUGCUACACAUUCAGCUCCAAUUCACCUGGCAGUAAGGUGUUACCAAAUAUUUUGCAUAGGAAUGAUCUGAAGAGGACUUUCCGGGGGUUAACUUACAUGGAUGAGUUUCCUUAAUUUUAACCUUUCUUUAAGUACAGAUGGAAUAGGUUCAGUUUUCAUAGCUGGCAGAGUUACAUUCAGCUGUUCUUACCCCUCUCCAAUUUUGAUUGAUGCCAAACGAGAGCGUACAAAGUAAUUUCUGAGCCCUGCUGCAAUGUCCUGUGUGAGAUCAGACACUGGCUGUACAGAAAUGUUCUGCUUUUAUUGCUCUUAGACCUCUUUCCUGUUCUUCCUAGGUUUAGGUCACUAUAUACCCCAUGCCAUAUUUUUUUCCACCCUUCAUUUUAAGACUCCCCCAGCUAUACAGGGGAGGGGGACAGCAGCUUACUCAGGUGGUUUUGUUUCUUUGCUUUUACCAAAAACCAGCACAUAUAAAGCCACGUGCAUGAGCCGUGCAAACAAGCACAGCUCCAGAGGAGUUCGAGUGUGCCUCAAACACAGCUUGGAGAGGUGAUUUCUGAUUCCUGGGUAGGUUUGCUACCUUCACCACAUCUCUGUGCACACACACGUGUCUCAGUCCCUGUGUCUCUCCUUCUGUCCACAUGCACAUGCCCUCUCUGUGGCUUUGUGAAUCAUUAAUAUUUUAUAUACAUUUGUAUGUGUAUAUGUAUCUAAAAUGGUUGGUAUGACAUGAUGGUGAUGCACUGUCACUCACAGUGGGUUUGUUUCCUGACUCUGGAGUUUUCUUAUUUAUACUAUAACAGAAUAUGUUGAUGUUGUAUAAUAAACAGUACAGUAGUAUAAGUAAGCAUAUUAAGACACAGUGUAUCAGGGCAUAGUCUAAUGGCAGAGCAAAUGGCAUUCUCUGUUCACUGAAGGGCUUUUUUAGUUUUGCUUUUUUCCAGUGUUCUUCUCUUUUGCACAAAAUCAUCCUCAUUUUGUUUAGGAACAAGUGGUUCAGUAAUUUUAUUUAUGAACAUAUGCAAGGAUGGCAUGAAAAUAGGAUGUUGUGUCUGUGUUCAUUGAAACAAACUGUGCCCUCAGAAAAGUAUAGUGAAUUCUUCUUUUUUGCUCUUUUUUUGCUCUAGUGCAAUACCCUGAUAUGGCUUAGUUGAUCUUUAAAACUAGUAAAUAUGUGAGUGGUUUUAAGUUUAUAUCUGUUUUAAAAAAGUAAAAAGUAAUUGAGUCCCCUUCUUCCCCAGGCACUGCCUUUUCUAAUGGAAAAAGUUG
Molecule: messenger RNA, 6126 nt
Organism: Zonotrichia albicollis (white-throated sparrow)
Lineage: Eukaryota; Metazoa; Chordata; Aves; Passeriformes; Passerellidae
Source: RefSeq, a predicted model, not a curated record